Colletotrichum spaethianum is the source of this 1233-nucleotide messenger RNA. RefSeq names its product MIOREX complex component 10. Lineage: Eukaryota; Fungi; Ascomycota; Sordariomycetes; Glomerellales; Glomerellaceae. The transcript has a single exon. Gene Ontology annotation, biological process: positive regulation of mitochondrial translation. The record is from RefSeq and is a predicted model, not a curated record. The coding region runs from base 1 to 1233 and encodes 410 amino acids.
AUGCGCCCCUGCCAGUUUAAGAUAGCGUCAUCGCUCAGCCGUGGCUUGCACACUGCCCGAUUCACUCCUCGUCCGCAUCGAUAUUUCCACAUCACGACCCCGGCAAGUCUGCCUCGAAAGCGCACUUUCUUCACUUCCAAUGUCUACCUUUCCCAGAGCACCGGCGAGCCCUCGGCGAGGCAAUCAAAGUACGAAAACGACGAGUCACCUCUGCCUGCGCCACCCAAGCGCAAAGGCGUCCGUUCAGCAGGCGCAAAGAACUCCCUUCGCCGAGUAGCGAUCAUAGCCCAACGACCGGCACAACGAGAUGCGGAAGUCGCGUCGACAGAGUCGGUGGAUGCAACCGCCUCAACUUUAAUCAGCGCUGUGUGUGUCGCUGAGGCUUUCGACAUGGGAGCAGUUUUGGAUAUCCUUCGGGCGCAUGGGUUCGACAUCGAUCCGGACCAGAGUGGCUUCGAAGCGAGCGAGGUGGUCCACGCCCGAGGCGUCAAUGGUGGAGACAUCUUUGUGUUUCCCUCCGGGACAAUUGUCACUUGGGCCCUACCCCCUGACGUCGUCACGAAGCAGCUGUUGAGUGCGGCGGAAACACUGUUGAAGCCAGCCCUUCGAGAGGUCGAGGACCUGGAGUACGUUUCCGACCCGAACAAGGAGACGAGCGGCAUGAAGGGGGAUAUUGUGGUGUUGGGCACGAAGCUCGAGGAACGAGACGGCGAUAGACUUGACACAACUCUGGCCAAGAUUGCGUUCUCUUCCGGACUGGCCAGAAGCACGAAACUCGCAGUGCUCGAAAGCGCACUGACAGCAUACUUUGAGAGUACGAGGAAGAUCCCUUCGCUGUUGUCCAAAGGCUCCGGGCUGCCUUUGGGCAGAAAGUUCAUCUUGCAGAAGACGGGCGAGCUGCUGAGCCUUCGCGCAAGGCUCAACCACUACUCGGAGCUGACGGACUCCCUCCCCGACAUCUUCUGGGACAGCCGAUCUGAACUGGGCCUGGAAGGGUACUACGAACAGGUUGGACGGGCAUUGGACGUUAAUGUCCGAAUCCGAACGCUGAACCAGAAGAUGGACUACGCGCAAGAGAUUGCCAGCGUGCUCCGAGAGAUGUCGAGUGAGCAGCACAGUACGAGGCUAGAGUGGAUCAUCAUCAUUCUCAUUGCCGUUGAGGUCGUCUUUGAGGUGAGGAGGAUUGUGCUCGAGUAUAAAGAAGAAAAUCAGGCCGAGGCGGUGGAAGCAUAG